Molecule: messenger RNA, 1753 nt
Organism: Westerdykella ornata
Lineage: Eukaryota; Fungi; Ascomycota; Dothideomycetes; Pleosporales; Sporormiaceae
Product: cora-domain-containing protein
Exons: 4
Coding region: 79-1638 (519 amino acids)
Biological process (GO): mitochondrial magnesium ion transmembrane transport
Cellular component (GO): mitochondrial inner membrane
Molecular function (GO): magnesium ion transmembrane transporter activity
Source: RefSeq, a predicted model, not a curated record
CUCCCAGAAACCGCAAGUCCCAAGAUCGCAUGGAGCCGCGUCUCCUCCCACUCCUCUCAACAAUCUGCAUGGAGAGUGAUGAAGCAAAUCCGCCUUGCUACCUGCGCGCCCCCUUCCCCCGCUGUAUUGAACUUCCUCCGCGCCCAAGUCUUCCGCGUUUUCGAGUCGCCGACGAGUGUCCGCCGUGUCGCCGGUUUUAGAGGACGGGAUGCUAGAUAUAUCUCUACGUGUGUAAGAGAUGGAGGUUUGGGAAAGGGAAUACGGGGAUUCGCUGCACAGAACACAACAUGUGUAGGAGGUGCUGGGAACAAGGCGUUGACAUCGCCGACUGCGCCGUUCAGCCCACGAUGUCAACGAUUCCACCAGCCACGCCGUAGCCACCACGAUGGACUACGUGCGUCAAAUGGGCCUCUUCUAGGUCCUGCUUCAUACCGCAGAGCAUUCUCAACAACACAAAGUCAUGGUUGGAAGCUUUGGCCUAGUACACGGCGGCCGCGACCGCCUCCGUUGCCAGCUCCGGUGUCGCCGCUUGGGACGGUGACAGAGGAAGGAUUGACUGCUCUAGGGCGGACGACCAGGCCGGCAAAUGAGCUCAAGAUCCGGUGUACAGAGCUGGACGAGUCGGGCAACGUGACCAUGGUCAAUGGAGAAUUCAAGAAGAGCGAGUUGAUCGCUAAGUACGGCCUCCUCCCUCGCGAUCUCCGGAAAAUCGACUCCUCGCUGCUCCCCCACAUUCUCGUUCGACCCUCCGCCAUCCUGAUCAACUUGCUCCACCUCCGUGUCCUGAUAAAACACAACCGCGUGCUUGUCUUUGACGCCUACGGGACGUCCGACUCCAAGGCCCAGUCCGUUUUCAUGUACGAUCUCGACCUCAAACUACGGCAGAAGGAGUCUCAAGCAAAUGGGACCCUGGCAUACGAAUUCCGCGCGCUGGAAGCGGUCCUCAUCAGCGUGACGAUGGGCCUGGAGAAGGAGUUCGAGGGCGUGAGCGAGCCUGUUGUCAGGGUUCUGAUGGAGCUGGAGGAGGAUAUCGACAGGGACAAGCUGCGUUACCUGCUCAUUUACUCGAAGAAGCUCGGCUCAUUCGAGCAGAAGGCGCGGCUUGUCCGAGACGCGCUGACGGAGCUACUCGAAGCCGACGACGAUUUGUCGGCCAUGUACCUGAGCGAGAAGGCAGCGGGCAAGACGCGCGGCGAGCACGACCACACGGAAGUGGAGAUGAUGCUGGAAUCGUACCAUAAAGUUGCCGACGAGAUUGUCCAGGCCGCCGAGAACUUGGUGUCGAGUAUACGCAACACCGAGGAGAUCGUCAAAGCCAUCCUCGACGCCAACCGCAACUCGCUCAUGCUCCUGGACCUGCGCUUCUCCAUCCUCACCCUCUCCAUCACCGCCGGCACCUUCGUCGCCGCCCUGUACGGCAUGAACCUCAAGAACUUCAUCGAGGAAUCCGACGCCGGCUUCUGGGCCGUCUCGGCGUGGUGCACCGUCUUCGGCGUCGCCGUCGCCGUCUACGGGAUCCAGAAGUUGCGGCGCGUGCAGCGGUUGAGUAUGUGGGGGCAUGGUGGUGGCUCGAGUAGUGCUUUUGGGAGAAGUGACAGAAGAAGGGAGGAGGAAUCGUUGGGUCGGCGAAGGGGUUGAGGGCUGGAGAGAGCGUCGCGGAUUUGAUACAGAGGGAGCGCGCGUUGGCGAGGCGGUUGGCCAAGGCGGAGGCUAGGGCGAGUGAGGUGCAGAGUAGCUGAGUGCGGUUGGCGAG